CAGAAAUAGUUGGACUUUUUUUUUUUUUUUUUAAAUUUUUUUAAAAACCUGUAAACAAAGUGACAGAGACUACGGAUAUUUUGCAGCACGAAUGGAAAGGAGGUAAAGCUUCACUUCCAAAGGUCCGCGCAAAGUGCAGGAGAGUGGAGAGCCUCAGCAGCUGUGCCAAGAGAGGAUUUAGAUGAAGAUCUGAUUGUUUUCUGUGAUUCUGUUAAACAUCUGCUUUAUUCAAAAUCAAUAGGCUACCAAACACAUACCAAGAACCUCAGUAUGCAAUAAGUCUAUGUGAGAAACUUUGAAUGUGACAUAUUAGUUUGAUCCCUUUGGAAUGCACUGAUCGUUUAUAUUUGAUUACUCCUAAUUUGUUUAGCAAAAUAAAUUAAUUUUAAUUCCUAAACCGGCAACCUAAACAGACGUGUCUUUAUUGCUGGGUAAACAUACGCAAAUAAAUCUAACAACCACAGGCUGGUGUGAGACCUCUUGCUGCUGACCUGGAAACCUGAGGCAGACUUUAUAGUGCAACAUUUUUUCUUCUUCUUUAUCUUCAACAAAACCCCGCCAAAUACCUUCCCUGACCUGAGACAAUGUUGUUGAUCAGACUACUGGCAAUCUUCCUCGUCCUCAUCACUAACACGUGGCUGCUCAGCCCAGUUCGCUCUGAUGCACUCAGCCGGUACAAACGCGCCAUGGCCCGGCGGGCAGACCGUGAGCUCUCCAGGCUAACAGGUGAACCCUGCACCGUCUCCGGCGUCUGGAGGUCCCGGCGGCAACCCCGCUCCCUCUACCCGUCCCAACAUCGCCCUCCAGCGGCUCGUCCGAGGACGCACACGAGCCGGAGAGAGCCGUACACUGUUAAGAGCGCUCCUGCGGUUUGUGCAGGAGGGUGCAGGUUUGACACCGGGGUGCACCGGGUCGUUCCCGCGGGGGAGGACAGGCGAGGCUGGGGAGACGCAGACGAUGUGGCGGUGGGAGCGGCGGACGGAUAUGUCACGUUGCCCGGGCGGCUCUUUGAGAAACGCUCCCUAGAUGACAAUAGAGAGGCAAAUUAUGUCAGUGAAAACACCACACAACCGCCCGGGAUGUCUUUGCUUAAAGACGCCGGGCAGACCGCCUCCUCAACGGGCCACGCGCAGUCCUCGCGCGGCUCCCGCCCCAGGUUCACCCGCAGCCUCGGCGGGACGUUUCCUUAUGACGAAGACGGCAACUCCAGUUGGGAAAAAGUUUUCCCCGACAGCUCAACAGAUUCCAGGGGGCUCCAGGUCCUCCACAGGCUGCAGCAGGAAGAUGGAGACCAGCAGUCUUCGACCGGGACCGUGGAGGACGGUACGGAGGACUACUCCGGGGAGGUGGAGGAGACGGAUCCGCCCGCGAGCCUGCCCGUCGGAAGCUCCUCUCCCUGGGGGAGUCCCGUGCCGAGGGUGCCCCCUUCCUGGAUGACCGCCCUGUACUUCAGCGGGCGUCGGGAGCAGCUGAGGUUGAAGGCGGAUGCAGGGGUGGAGCUGCCGAGGGCCAAGUUCAGUCUGGAGCUGUGGGUGAAGCCCGAGGGAGGGCAGAGCAACCCUGCAGUCAUAGCAGGUGUUUUUGACAACUGUUCCCAUUCACUGAGUGAGAAGGGCUGGUCGGUAGGCAUCCACACUGUGGAACCUGCUGCCGCCAAAGACGCACGGUUCUACUUCACGCUUCGCACAGACCGAGCUGUAAAAGCCACCACUGUCUAUAGCCACCAGCGGUACAGAGCCAAUGCCUGGACUCACCUGAUGGCCACUUACAACGGCCACAACAUGACCCUGUAUGUUGAUGGAGCUAAGGUGGGAGAGAGCAGUCUGCAGUUGGGGAAUCUCUACAGUCCCUUCAUGAAAACGUGCAGAACCCUCUUCCUGGGCAGUAACCAAUCAGAUCAGGGACACAGCUUCAGGGGCCACAUAGGGGGUGUGGUCUUGUGGGGCUACGCCCGCUCUCACGAGGAUCUGCUGAAGCGGCCACUUCAAAUUGACAAAACUGAGCCGCUGCUGGCGAUGUGGGCUGACUUCACUAAUGUGGAAGAGCUGUGGACUCCACACAAAGUUGGCCUCCAUCCGACCAUCAUCACCACUCCUGUCCCUGAACAAGAACUUGUCUCCUCGUUCCUCCCACCACCCUGUGGCUUGACCCCCUGCGACAACACUGACAUCAUCUCUGGCUACAACGACAACUGGGAGCUCCGUGCCACCAAGCAAGUUCGAUACCGGAUCGUCAACCUCUCUGACGACGAUGGUGAAAACCCCACCGUGUCACAAGCCCAGAUCCAGCUCCAGCACCGGGCUCUAACCGAGGCCUUUAACCCUUACAACAUCACCCUGGAUCUGAGUGUGCACAGCGUCAGAAAUUCCAGCUUAAGACAGCGGUUCAUCCUCAGCAACUGUCGAAUUGGGAAGAUUGGGAACCGCCAAUGUGACCCUGAGUGCGACCACCCGAGGACAGGCCAUGAUGGAGGGGACUGCCUUAGACUGGGGCCCUGCUACAACUGGAAGAGACAGGACGGAGUUUGUAACAUGGAGUGCAACAGCAUACACUAUGACUACGAUGAUGGAGACUGCUGUGACCCCGAGGUCACUGAUGUCCUCAAGACCUGCUUCGAUCCUGAGUCCCCUGACAGGGCCUACAUGAGUGUGAAAGAGCUAAAGGAGGAGCUUCACCUGAGCGGCACUGACACACUCAAUGUUUUCUUUGCAAGCAACUCAGUGCAUGAAGAGCUGGCAGGAGCAGCAACCUGGCCAUGGGCAAAGGAAGCUCUUACCCACCAAGGUGGGAUGGUGCUGAACCCAUCCUACUUUGGUACUAUGGGCCACCACAACACCAUGAUCCAUGAGAUGGGCCACAUCUUUGGACUGUACCAUGUCUUCAAGGGGGUGAGCGAGCGGGACUCCUGCGAUGACCCAUGUCAGGAGACCACCCCAUCCAUGGAGACAGGAGAUCUGUGUGCUGACACUGCACCAACACCCAAAUCCAAAGCCUGCCACGACCCUGGAGCCGUCAAUGAUACCUGUGGAGUCACCAUGUACCAAGACACACCGUAUAGCAAUUACAUGAGUUACACAGAUGACAACUGCACCAACCAUUUCACUCCCAACCAAGUGGCCCGGAUGCACUGUUACCUUGACUUGGUCUACCAGAAGUGGCUGAUGGACCAACAACCUGCCCCCAUCCCUCUGGCUGCCAUAGUGACAGACCAAAGUCCGGAUUCAGUCUCUUUCUAUUGGCUGCCUCCUAUAAGGGGCCCACUUUAUCAGAGGUCAACAAAAGAGUCAACAAAAGACUCCUCCUUCCAUGUGUCUGGUAUCAACUGUGGAGACUGUGAGAAAGACGGUGUUUUCCACCAGUACGCCUCUGAGGCUACCUCACCCCGCAUCUGUGACACGUCAGGCUACUGGACACCCGAGGAGGCAGUUGGCCCACCUGAUGUGGAGCAGCCCUGUGAUCCCAGCCUCCAGGCUUGGAGUCCUGAGCUCAGCCUUUAUGACACUAAUGUGACCUCACCAUGUCCCGACACAGAGGGCUGCACCCUCACACUAAGGUUCCUCCACCCUAUUGUCCCACACGCGCUUACCCUCUGGGUCACCUACAUCUCUUCAAGCAACCCAGCCAUAGCCAACAUAGAGCUGAUAACCGACACAGGGAAAAGCAUCAACCUCGGACCCCAGCAUGUCUUCUGCGACAUGCCCUUCACCUUGCGCCUAGACACCCACAACACCGCCGUCGCCGCCAUAAAACUCUGCACCUUCGAUGAGAAGAUGGAGAUCGAUGCUGCCAUGUUGUCCUCAGGCUCCAGCAGCCCUCUGUGCUCCGGCUGCCAGCCUCUGCUGUACAGGAUUCAGCGGCAGCCGGCCUUCACCAGCAAGUCCCCCUCACCUCAGACCCAGCAGACGUUCACUGACAGCUCGGUCAGGCAAGGAGUCAAGUACCAGUACACAAUCCAAGUGGAAGCAGACGGUCUCCUCAGCGAUCCCUCCUCACCUCUCCUCUACACCCAUGGACAGUCCUACUGUGGAGAUGGCCUCAUAGAGGGGACAGAAGAGUGUGAUGACAGUAAUCUGUUGGAUGGCGAUGGCUGCUCUAAGAAAUGCCACAAGGAGAUGGGCUUCAACUGUAAUGGUGAACCCAGUCAGUGUUAUGUUUUUGAUGGUGACGGUGUGUGUGAGGAGUUUGAGCGGGGUUCCAGCGUUCAGGACUGUGGUUACUUCACACCUUUGGGCUACACAGACCAGUGGGCAUCCACCGCCACUGCUUCUCAUCAGGAUCCCAACCGCUGUCCUGCCCAUGCUGUCACUGGGGAGCCAUCACUUACCAAGCUCUGCAGGUACCAGCACCUGGAGGUGAGUGAGAAAGUGCCUGCAGACACCUGGUUCCCUUGCACAGCCCAGUCUGACACAAAUAAUGACCUGGAACAUUCAUUUUGGCUGAAGGUGGGAUUUGUCUAUCCUGGAGUGGCAGCCUCUGUGAUGGUGUACCUGGCUUCAGAUGGGUCAUGGUCUGGAGAGCAGUGUCGGAGGACAGCCACUAUCCUCCUGUCUGAUACAACUGGCAAGAACCACUCACUAGGCACACAUGACCUCUCAUGCCAUCGGAACCCGUUGGUGGUGAAUGUGACCCACGACCUCUCUAGACCCUUCUUCAUCACGGCCGCUGUUAUUCUCCUCUUCUCCUCCCCGUCUGUGGCAGUGGGAGGCGUGGCCCUAAGAACUUCCUGCCACUUCAGCACCUUCGCCCUGACCGGCUGUUUGCGGCAGCCGUGUCAGAUGGACAGCUGCAGUCCUCCCCAGUUAGAGCAUGCCUCUGUCAGGUGUACAGGAGGAGGGGAGUCCUCUCACUGCUCUGUUCAGUGUCACCGUGGUUUCACUAUCUCUGUCCUCAACAGCAAGGGAACCCAACCACACCAGAGAGAAGCACACCUGCAGUGUUUCCAUGGUUCGUGGGAUCGUGUAGUUAGCUGUCAGCCUGUAGACUGCGGCCUGCCCGAUCAGUCUCAUGUCUACCAUGCCAUAUUCAGCUGUCCCUGGGGAACCACCUUUGGCAAACAAUGCUCCUUCACCUGUGGAUCACCAGCUAUACUACAAGGUGACAGUGACAGGUUGGUGUGUUUGGAGGACGGUCUGUGGUCUUUCCCAGAGGCCUACUGCAAGAUAGAGUGUCCAGAGGUUCCAAACAUACCCGAUGCCAAGCUGCUAACAGCAGACUGUCUGGCCUCAGGGCACGAUGUUGGCUCUGUCUGCCGUUACAAAUGCAACCCAGGCUUCUAUGUAGUCGGGAGCCUCAAAAAGAAGACACCGAGGAAGUACUUCAAGCUGGAGUGCCUGGAGGGGGGGCAGUGGGAGGAGACUAACUGUGAGCCAAUAUCCUGCCCAGCCCUACCUGAUGUAUUCCAGGGCAUGUAUACCUGCACCAGUGGCCAGUACUAUGACACCCUCUGCACCCUGCAGUGCCCAGAUACCACAGAAAAUAAGGAGAUUCGCUGCACUAAGGAGGGUGAAUGGACCGCAGAGUUCACCAUGUGCUCCAAGCUCCAGGGAUCAUGCUCUCCUCCUCCCGAUCUCAACUCUGUAGAGUACAGCUGUGACCAGGGGAUGGAUGUCGGUGCUGUUUGCUACCCAACAUGCAUUGUGGCACUGGACAUGGAUCUGCGUGACCCGGUGGUUCUGCCCAAUGGCACUACAGUUGACUCUUUACAGCACUGGAUGCUACCCACCAAAGUCCAGAGCAUAGUCUGCACAGGGAUGAUGAAGUGGUACCCUGACCCUCAACACAUCCAUUGCAUCCAGUCAUGUGAGCCUUUUGGAGGGGAUGGCUGGUGUGACACCAUCAACAACCGGGCCUACUGCCAGUAUGAUGGAGGAGACUGCUGCCCGUCCACACUCUCCACCAGAAAGGUCAUUCAGUUUGGGACCGACUGCAACCAGGACGAGUGCACUUGCCGUGAUCCGGACGCCGAGGAGAAUAAGAGCAAAGCCAAGAGCUUGGGAGGAGGAGGAGGAGGAGGAGGAGGAGGAGGUGGAGCUGGAGGAGGAAUGCAAUAAGAUGGAGGGAUGAAAGAGGCUGAACUUGUGUUAAACAGAGUCAAACCGCAGACUAUAUGCCACAACAAACAAACAAAAAAAUAUUACAUUUUAAACAUUUGUAAUGCAGAGAACGCGAUUGAAGUCAGACAUCAUCCAAUAAAAAGACAUUUUAUUUUAUCAUCAGCAAUCUUAACUGUUAAAAAGCAUCACAUAUGAGUCAUGGUGGUUUAAAAAUGUCCACAAACAUCCACACGUAAGUAUAUUGUUUUCUCUUCCUGUUAAGAAGGGUCAUCUUCACUGCUGGGUUUGUGUAGGAGCAGAAAAGCCUAUUUAAAAAAUGAGACCCAAACUGAGGAAAUGCUGAGGUCCAGUUCAAACAGGGUUAGAAAGCAGUUUAUCCACUCCUGUACAAAUCAAGUCAUCAUAAUUGGAUCAAAUCACUGUUGUAAAUGGAUUCAAGUACUUUUCUGGACUUGAUUAGUCUUGGGAUAAAGAAACCAAAAGAACUGGCUGUGCCUGAAAACUGUUUCAGUGCAUGCACAGACCUUACAGCAAGGGCUACUGCUACCAACUGUGUUUACUGUAGCACCCAGUUAGAGGAGAAACAUCAGCAUCCCAUGGAACUAUUUCAAUGUUUCACCAUUAUGUCACAGUGAGGCCAAAAUAAUUCAGUUUUUUAACUCGUCUGAUGGCUAUUCAAAAGCAAAUGAGGACUAGUCAAAUUUAAGUCAAGUGGGCAGAGGGAAAGAGUCACCUGAUUUCUGUUCCACGACACAGAAACAUUACUUCAGAAAAACCUGAUGCCUGGCAGACCAAAACAAAUCAUCCCAAACAGUAAAAUUAGUCACAACCUUCAUCAUCAAAUCCUUCUACAAACACUUCUUUCUAACACAUAGCUUGUUAGAAAUGUAAAAGGAUACAUAUCUGUAAAGACUAACAUGUAUAGACUAAUAUAUUUGGAUCACCUAACAUAUCUAAUGAAUUAGUCGCACAAGUCAACACUCUAUUUAUAUCACAGAUCCAGUAAUACAGACAUUUAUGUGUACCCUACAGCAUGUGCACAGGGCUUCCCAAAGUGUAUUUUAUGUGUUCAGCUGUAUUCACAAGAAAAACAUGUCAUACAGAUAAUGUCAGAUAUUUGUAAUCAUAAACAAUUACGUCCAAAUUUAAAUGGGAAAGUCAGAUAUCGCCUGUGCUGAAUUUCCACUGAAACAAAGACGCACUUGAAAUUGGAAUGUUGGAGUCGGCACAGCAGCGGAUAAACCAAAAAGAUAAAGACAAACAUUAAGAUAAAAAAGACUUUUGGGAAGCCUAGGCAUAUAUUUUGCACACAGACUUCAAACUUCUCCUGCUUGCAUGUUUGUAUGUCAGGUUCUGGUAUCCAUUAGCCAGAAAUGAUGAAGUACCCCAUAUUGUAUCUAUAAAAGUGUAAUCAUGUUCUUUGUGAUAUUUUACAGUACUUUAUACUCUAUAUGAAAUAAAUAGCAACUUUAUAUCGAC
Molecule: messenger RNA, 7532 nt
Organism: Epinephelus lanceolatus (giant grouper)
Lineage: Eukaryota; Metazoa; Chordata; Actinopteri; Perciformes; Serranidae
Gene: pappa2
Product: pappalysin 2
Biological process (GO): proteolysis; cell surface receptor signaling pathway
Molecular function (GO): metalloendopeptidase activity
Source: RefSeq, a predicted model, not a curated record